UCUGGCAGGAGGAAGGUGGCGACCGAGGCGUGCGGCUGGGAUUGCCGCUGGCGGCGGCUGCUGCGGAGGGCUGUCUCCGGACUGUCGGCGCCGCCUUUGCCUCCGCCGCUCCCGCCCGCGCUCUGCAGGAUGGGACUCCCGCAGCCGCUGGAGCGCGUCUGCUGCAAUGGGCAGCCCUAGCGCUGAGCGGGGCGUGUGACAGCAGCGGCGGAGCCGGGCUUGGCGGCGCGCGUGCGGAGAGGAGAGCCGGAGGGAGCUUGCAUCCAGGGCCCUUGCUCCACUGCCCAUGAAGAGGAAUGAUGACGACUCCAUGAGGGGACUUCCUUGCCGUUGCUUCCUCCCGUUGUCAUGGUUCUUGUGGCACCCAGCCGCUUGCUUAGGGUGGGAAUUUCUCUGGGAAAGAGAUGCCUGCCUCAUGCUUCCUGAGCAUCCUUCCAACUUCCCCCCUCAUCCGUUGUUUUUGCUAGACUGAUACACACAAACUCUUAGCAAGCCUGUCUUAAGAUUUGCUGCUGCUGGACUUGACUUGUAGACUGUAUUGAUAUUUUCAUCGGCAUGGCUUCAGUGUGGAAAAGGCUGCAGCGUGUUGGGAAACAUGCCUCCAAGUUCCAGUUUGUGGCCUCUUACCAGGAGUUGAUGGUUGAGUGCACCAAGAAAUGGCAGCCGGAUAAAUUGGUAGUGGUUUGGACAAGAAGAAGUAGAAGGAAGUCUUCUAAGGCUCAUAGCUGGCAGCCAGGAAUAAAAAAUCCAUACCGUGGUGUGGUUGUUUGGCCUGUUCCUGAGAACAUCGAAAUCACUGUGACACUUUUUAAGGAUCCCCAUGCUGAGGAAUUUGAAGACAAAGAAUGGACGUUUGUCAUAGAAAAUGAAUCUCCUUCUGGACGCCGCAAAGCUCUUGCCACCAGCAAUAUUAAUAUGAAGCAAUAUGCCAGUCCCAUGCCAACUCAAACUGAUGUCAAGUUAAAAUUCAAGCCUUUGUCUAAGAAAGUUGUGUCUGCCACCUUGCAGUUCUCUUUAUCAUGCAUUUUCCUAAGGGAAGGGAAAGCAACGGAUGAAGACAUGCAAAGCCUCGCUAGUCUGAUGAGUAUGAAGCAGGCAGACAUUGGGAAUUUAGAUGAUUUUGAAGAAGAUAAUGAAGAUGAUGAAGAAAACAGAGUGAAUCAGGAGGAAAAGGCUGCAAAAAUUACAGAAAUUGUAAACCAGUUGAAUGCUCUGAGCAGCUUAGAUGAAGAGCAAGAGGACUGCACAAAGCAUAUGCUUUCAGCUAAAUCAGCCAGUUCCUCUGAAGAACUUAUCAACAAGCUUAAUUUCCUGGAUGAAGAAGAUCAAGGCCUGGCCGAUUCCAGCUCAUAUCCAUUUGCAGAUCCUGACAGAACAGAACUAAACCCCUUUGGAGACCUUGAAAUAGAAGUGCCAAAUAUCAAGAUGGCAUCGUCUUCCAAACAGGAAGGCUCAUUCUAUGAUGAGGAUAAUGAAUAUAACCCUUUUAAAGAAGAGGAACCUGCUGAAUAUGUGAACCCUUUUGAUGAGCCAGAUCCUGAACCUGAAAGUCCAGCACCCAUCAAGGACUUCCCUCCCCAGCCAGCAAAAAGAAAAAAUGUACGACCUGUGGACAUGAGCAAAUACCUCUAUGCUGAUACAUCAAAAACAGAUGAUGAAGAAUUAGAUGAAUCAAACCCAUUUUAUGAACCCAAAUCAAGCUCUGCUUUAAAUAAUCAAGUUACUUCAAUGCAAGAAACAGAAAGGAAGAUGAAAAGAAGAGCUCCUGAGCCACCAGUCCUUUCACCAAAGACAGAAAUGGCAACAAGCGAGAACACGUCAGCUAUUCAGGCCGCGAAAGAGCUUUCCUCUUCUCCUAAGUCAAGUCCAAUACCAAGUCCUGUUUUGGGGAGGAAGCCAAACGCUAGUCAGUCACUACUUGCUUGGUGCAAAGAAGUUACAAAAAACUAUAGGGGAGUAAAAAUCACCAAUUUCACUACAUCCUGGCGAAAUGGAUUGUCUUUCUGUGCAAUAUUGCAUCACUUUAGGCCUGAUCUAAUUGACUACAAGUCCCUGAAUCCUCAAGAUAUUAAAGAGAACAACAAAAAGGCCUAUGAUGGAUUUGCCAGUUUAGGAAUAUCCCGACUUCUAGAACCUUCUGACAUGGUUUUGUUAGCGAUCCCUGACAAACUGACGGUGAUGACCUAUCUUUAUCAAAUACGAGCCCAUUUCAGUGGUCAAGAGCUAAAUGUGGUUCAGAUUGAGGAGAACAGUAGUAAAAGCACAUACAAAGUGGGCAACUAUGAAACGGACCCAAACAGUUCUGUUGACCAGGAAAAGUUCUAUGCAGAACUCCAUGACUUGAAGCGGGAGCCAGAACUGCAACAGCCUGAAGAGAGUUUGGCAGAUUUUGUUCUUCAGGAUGAAUCCGUAUUUAUAAAUAACAACAGAGUUGGGGAGUCAGAAAGUGAUCAUCAGGCACCAGAUAUUUACCUUAGCCCAGGCGUGGCUCCCCCUUCAUCUCACAGGACUAAAAGCAAUGGAGAUCAACAAAACAUUCAACAGAGCUUGAGAAGGACUUUGCGGUUUGAGGAAGCUGAGAAAAGCAGUAUGGUACAGGCACAGCCUCUGUUGGGGAGGAAGAAACUGCUCAAAGCAGACACUUUAGAUCUGAGUGAUUUGGCACAAGAAAGUAGUCCAAAGAGGGAUGCAUUUCUAUUGCCACGUGAGGACACUGAAAAGAAAGGGCACCAGAAUUCAGACAGUACCAUUAAUUCUGCACUGGAAAAACAGGGGCAUCCCAGCCUUAAAGAAGACUUAAAAUCUAAUGCCGAAUCACAUUUUGAAACAACAAACUUGGACAAGGGAGAUAAACUUGGAUACUCCUACAAUAGAGAUGCAGAUGUUGAUCAAAAGACCCAUGUGUCUCAGAGGGAAAUGGAGGCGGAUUCAGAACUUGAUACCAAAACAACUGCAAAUCAGAUUGAUCUGACCUCAAAAACUGCACAGCAACGAAUGUUAUCAAGACAGGAAGAACUAAAAGAACGGGCAAGAGUUCUGCUUGAACAAGCGAGGAGAGAUGCGGCUCUGAAGGCAGGGAAUAGGCACCUCUCCAGUGCAACCACCACGGGCCGCUCGAAGCAACUGAGUGAUCAGCAAGAUGAAGAGCGGCGUCGGCAGCUGAGAGAGAGAGCUCGCCAGCUAAUAGCAGAAGCUCGAUCUGGAGUGAAGGUGUCAGAACUUCCGAGCUACAGUGAAAUGGCUGCAGAAAAGUUGAAAGAAAGGUCAAAGGCAUCUGGAGCUGAACAGAACAGCAAGUUGGUGGAUUUGAAAUUGAAGAAGCUCUUAGAAGCUCAGCCACAGGUGGCAAAUUCAUUCUCCAGCGUUGCUCAGAAGUCAGUUGCUGAUAGCACAGAGCAAGAGUUUAAGAAUGAGGUGGAAGACCCUCGUGCUGAGCGAUUACAAAAAGCAACAGAACGUUUUAGAAAUCCUGUUGUAUUCAGCAAGGACUCCACAGUCAGGAAAACACAGCUCCAGUCAUUCAGUCAAUAUGUUGAAAACAGACCAGAGAUGAAAAGGCAGAGAUCAAUACAGGAAGAUACAAAGAGAGGAAAUGAGGAGAAGGCAGCGAUAACUGAAACUCAGAGGAAGCCAUCAGAAGAUGAAGUGCUUAAUAAAGGGUUCAAAGACACCAGUCAGUAUGUUGUAGGAGAAUUGGCAGCACUAGAGAAUGAGCAAAAGCAAAUUGACACCCGUGCCGCGCUGGUGGAGAAGCGCCUUCGCUAUCUCAUGGACACAGGGAGAAACACAGAAGAAGAAGAAGCCAUGAUGCAAGAAUGGUUCAUGCUGGUCAACAAGAAAAAUGCCUUGAUCAGGAGGAUGAACCAGCUGUCUCUGCUGGAGAAAGAACAUGACCUAGAAAGGCGAUACGAAUUGCUGAACCGAGAGUUAAGAGCAAUGCUUGCCAUUGAAGACUGGCAAAAGACUGAAGCCCAAAAGAGGCGAGAACAGCUGUUGCUGGAUGAACUUGUUAUUCUCGUUAAUAAGCGUGAUGCGCUGGUCAGAGACUUAGAUGCUCAAGAAAAACAGGCUGAAGAAGAAGAUGAGCAUUUGGAAAGGACUCUUGAGCAAAACAAAGGAAAGAUGGUCAAGAAAGAAGAGAAAUGCGUCCUUCAGUAACAGGCCGUCAGGAGCACAGUCAUGUUUUGUAGCCUAACCCUUCCUAUAUUUUGGAAAUGCAGGAACCAAGAUUGGGGGGGGGGCAUGAAUAAUACAUCAGAAAAUGUCAAACUUUCCAUUUUGCUAGACCAGCUACACUGAGGAUUAUUUUAUUUCAUGACCACUACCACCCCUUUUCCAUUCAAGCAAUGAUUGUUUUAAAAUUGGGAUUUACUUGUGAGCUUAGACAAUUUUAAAAUUAUUUUAAAGAAAUGUAUUGUGGGAACAUCAGAGAGGGGGGAAAUCAAAAGAAUUUUUAAAUAAUAGCAUUGUGUAGAGGAGGAACAAAAAGAAGCAAUUAUUCUGACUUUUUUUCGUGUAGUCCUGCCAUGUGUAAUAUUAAAUAUGCUACCUAAAAUUUUAUAGUUAGAUCAUACUCAGACCAUGUAUUAAAAUGUACUUUAUUUACCAAUGUUUAUUUCAGCAGCGGUUUUACAUUUUUCUUAUAAGUAUUAAUAACAAAGCUUUUUGGUUUGCUCAGAGGGCAGCUUUUUAACCCCAUAGCUUGCAAGAGCCCUUGUUGAUCUAAAGAAGUUAUUGUCAUGAUAAGGCUAACUGAAGUGUGAUCAGUUUACAAAAACAUUUCUUCUUUAGGGGGAAUCCAUUUUUUUUAAAAAAAGGAAAAAUUAUUUAUUUACUACCUAAGUUUAGCUCCCUGUUCUCCAUCCUAUUGAACCUCUGCAGUCUGGCUCCAUAAUGCUGUUAAUAUUUAUUCUGUACCUUUCAGGAGCCUCUCUUGCCAUUGUUUCUAAAAUUCCCUUGCAAGGUAAUAUUUCCUUCUCUAGCAUCCUGCUCAUUUUUUUGUGUGGGAACUGUUACUUUUUAUUUAUUACAAUACUGAGUCAUGUAUAAAAUUUUCAAUAAAGCUGGAUCUUUCUUACCAUUA
Eublepharis macularius is the source of this 5083-nucleotide messenger RNA. RefSeq names its product EH domain binding protein 1 (gene EHBP1). NCBI's taxonomy places the organism in Eukaryota, Metazoa, Chordata, Lepidosauria, Squamata, Eublepharidae. Bases 556 to 4158 code for a protein of 1200 amino acids. Gene Ontology annotation, molecular function: protein binding. The record is from RefSeq and is a predicted model, not a curated record. The transcript has 24 exons.